UAUCUACACAAUAUAUUAAAUAUUACACCCAAAAUGAAGGUCCCUGGUUCUUUUGAUAUCCCUCUUUCUAUUCGGGCGAUUAUCAUCGCUUAUCGCUUGCAAAUCGGGCUCGGAUGGGUGGAAAUAUCGAGGAAGCUAGGAGUUAACAACACCACCGCGCAGAAGUUCUACAAUCGAGUCCUUGAGCAAGCUGGCACCCCCGAUCUCAUGGAGAUGUUGAAAUAUAUCGAUUCAGCCUCUCGAACAGGUGCUCCCAGAGUUGUAGAGCCUGGCACACAGGAUAGUCUCCAGAUUCGAGCUGAUGUACUUAAGUGGAGAGACUUUGACCGCACCGACGCCGCGAACCACACCCGCCCCAAAGGCCAACACAUUAAGCCCACUACUGUACGCCGAGUACUACAAGAUAGGGAGCAUGUGGAGAAGGACGAGCAGCACCCAAAACGUAUAAAGCGCGGGCGACAAUUGCGUAAAGAAGCCCUCACGGAAAUACACAAGCAGCAGCGUCGCGCAUACACGCAUAAGCUCGAAAUCCUCGAUGGCAACUCUCUGGAGGAUGUAUACCUGCUGGAAGUAGUAGAGGGCAAAGAAAUAAGCCACAAUCUCAUAAUAAUCGGCGUCGACGAGUACACCGUUGAAUUCGGCGGUUCUGGCUUUAAUAGAGUCUCUUAUAUGGAGGGGGAGGACCUAUAUAAGCAUGCGCAGGAAACUCAGCCCUCACGCUUCUCACUUAUGCAGUGGAACGCGGCAUGUGGCCAGGAAAUCAGCCUCACACGCCCAUGCCGUAUAUGGGAACCUGAGUUGCCAGAGCUCAAAGUGGACCUCGCGGAGAAGCUCCUAAACAAGCAGAAAGAGUUGAAUAAGAAGAUGGAACAGCAGCGGAUAAAUGCCAGGAUUCCUGGGACCACUGAGUGGCGGCAUAUGGAGAAAGUCAACAAGGCAGUUCAGGACUGGAAUGCCACCAUACCCAAGAGCCAGCGAAAGGGCAGAAGGCAGCGCCGUUAAGUUAACUGGGAGUUUCCUUUCCAGGACUUUACGAGCGACUCUCGUAAAGGUGGCCUCGAUUUUGUAUGGUACGCCUUUGAGAUCUAUGAAAAAGAGCUCAUCCCGUACUAUAAGAAGAUCUAGGAAAUCCACCCCGACAAGCAUAUAUAUAUAUCGGAGGAUGGCGCAACACCUCAUAUAAAAGCGCGCAAGCUUUUGCAGAGCGAGCUUGAGGCUGCUGGGGUCAAAUUUAUCGACUGGCCAAGUAAAUCCCCAGAUUUACACCCUAUCGAGAGUAUACAGAAACACCACAAAGCUCUACUUGAGGAUCUACGCUUCAGCGUCAACUCAGCUGCCCGGCAGGUUAAGGAUCACGCGAUAGAUGAGA
Messenger RNA from Trematosphaeria pertusa, 1369 nucleotides. RefSeq lists its product as uncharacterized. Lineage: Eukaryota; Fungi; Ascomycota; Dothideomycetes; Pleosporales; Trematosphaeriaceae. The transcript has a single exon. The coding region runs from base 34 to 1002 and encodes 322 amino acids. The record is from RefSeq and is a predicted model, not a curated record.